Messenger RNA from Eimeria necatrix, 1182 nucleotides. RefSeq names its product Reverse transcriptase, related. The record is from RefSeq and is a predicted model, not a curated record. Lineage: Eukaryota; Apicomplexa; Conoidasida; Eucoccidiorida; Eimeriidae. Bases 1 to 1182 code for a protein of 393 amino acids. The transcript has 2 exons.
AUGAUUUGUGCCAUAGCGACAGGCCCUAAUGCCAUUCCAGUCUCCCUAGAACGGGGAAACCACCUCCUCAACACGGUAGAGGAAAAUAAAACGAGCGACGAGGUCGUGCAGAGGACUCAGCCGCCUUCGGAAACGCGGUUGGAGUCUGGGCCGGUGCCGAUGCGGAGUGAGGAGGCUCCGUGCGAGAAGACGGAUAGCAGCGGGAAAUUUGCAGAAGCGAAAGAAGAAGACUGCAGGCCAGAAGGGAUAGAGACUAUGCCGCACUGGUGGCGGGAAACUAGUGCGAAGGAAUGUUGCAACCAAGGAGGAGCCUUGUGUUACAUGGGUGCAACAGCGUCCGACGAGCUCCGAACCUCUGUGAAUGGCCAGUGGUGCGAGUUACCGGCCGUUAGGACGGGUGAAGAGAGAUUGCAGUGUAACAGUCACAUAGUAGCACCUCCAAGAACUCCUGCAGAGCAAGCAUAUAACAUUUUGACUAAGCAAGUGGAGGGUAUGUCAGCGGAGGGGGCUGCCAUAUUGCUACGGCCGCCACCUAAAAGGUAUAAAUCCCAUGCGAAGACUAAGGCGAAGGCACGGAUAACGGCGCUUGUUCGCCAAGCGGCGGCCGACGCAAAGAAUCUCAGGGCACCAUUGCACGGUUUGCAUUACAUCCUGGCUUUGCGCGACGCUGGCUUGUCAGUGGCUCUGAGGUUCACGGAAAAGUGGCAAGGCGACCUUUGCUGCGCGUUGAUCGGGAAUCGACCCAAAGCCUCCGGUUCUAGCCGUCCUUUGACUUCUACUGCCUUGACAACAGCAGAAGAUGAAGAAGAGUCUCCAUGGCCUACGGCAAAACUCGAACACGAUGAGUGGAUAAACUCGACACAGGCGCAAGCUAUUCCACUCGAGAUUACCAAGGUGUUGAAAGAGUAUCGGGAGGUCUUCCCCGAUAACUUACCUAAAGGAUUACCGCCGAAGCGCCCUCGUGAUCACUAUAUCCCACUUGUACCUGGAAAACUUCCUAUCUGCUCUCCUACGAUAACGGCCGACAAGCGUGAUGAUGGCUCCGGGGAGAGGAAGAUGUGUGUGGUAGUUACUUACCAGGCUAUGAAUGCCCUUACAGUCGCUCCUGAUAUUCCAUUACCUCCCAUUCAAACAAUUCUGCAGAUGCUGGAAGGCGCCAAGUAUUUUUUUUUUGGACCUUGA